GGCAGCCGAUCAGUGGGAGGGGGGCUGGGCUACAGACAGCUUUCUCGGACUGUGAGGACGCGCACAGCACCGAGAGGACAGCUCAGUUGGCGCCCAGCCUGCACACAUCAGUCCGGCUACUCCACUGUACGGAGCAAGUUCUUUUGCAGGGUUCACUUCUCUUUCUCUGACUCGGAGCGGCACCACGAAGCCUUCUGAACGCAGACAGGAUGUCUGUUUCCGUCAAUGACCACCUCGAAGGGAUUUUAUCAGAUUUUGAAGCGCUGAAGAGAUCCUUCGACAUUGAAGAGGUGGACGACAUACCAUCGUUCUCUACAGCUUCCCCCAUCUCCACCCCCGUUGCUCCCUCAUCCCCCCAUUUCUUCCUGAACCAAAACAAAGCCAGUGAGGGGCGGGGAGGAGGUUGCCAGUCCCCUUCAUUAGCCUUCAACAACAACAACAACCUGGGCUCUACAGCCCACCACUCCCGCAUCAGCCUGAGUUCCAAUCCAAGCCCAGUGCUUAAGUCCCGUUCUGUAGUCAGUAGCCUGUCCUUCAACCGAGGAACCAUGAACAAGCUGGCCAUCCACAACAACGGCUCCUCCAUGACCAGAGCUGCAUCCUUCCAGAGCAGGUUAAACCCCAGCAGUUACUCCAUGUCUGGGCCAGGCAGUGACAACGACAGCCUACACAGCUCCACAUCCAGUCUGGAGUACUCUGGAGGAUGUGGGGGUGCCCUUCCCCCUACUAAACAUGGGUCAUAUUCCAGCCCUCCACCUCAAGGAGAGUACCAUCGAACCCAGUCCCAGUUCCCACAUCAACUAGAGGGAGGUGCCAACCUGGGAAGAACCCCCAACCUAAAGAAGUUCUCCUCCCAUGGGAGUGUUUUCCACUCUGAGAUGGACCAGGGGCAAGGGAUGAUGCUGGGUGUUCCAGAACCUCAGGGGGUGAACCAUGGCUCCAUGCCCAGCCUAGACCUCCAGAUUCGUGAUGGAGGAGGUGGAAUGGUGAGUAUGCAAAGGGGUAGCGGUGGAGACAGUAUAUCUCCAGGGUUGAGGUAUGCCAAUGCUAAUGCCAACUGGAAUGGUCGUCUGCAUAAUGCCAGUUCCUUUGGGGAGGAGGGCUACUGUGGCUCCAAAAACCACUGCCAGCAGCAAAGGCCCCAGAUUCUCAAGGCUAUGCAGCCUAAGGCCAAAGAGACUCCACGUCUUAACAAGUUUCCCUUAGACCUGGACAGCUUGGUAAGCAGUACCUCAACCUCUUCUCCCACCAAGGCUCAAGGAGGAUCCAUGAGCCCCACCCCCCCCAAGCCUCCUCCAAGGAGCACAGGAGGCUUCCAGCAACACACCAGCCCACCAUCCACCUCAGCCAGCCCUUCAGCCUCUCUCAGCAGCCUGGAAAGUUCUUCUGAAACCCCACCCCUCUCCCUUCACCAUCCCUUUUUGCCUUUCUCUCCAUGUUCUCCAACUCUCUCACAGGGCUCCAUCCCUGUCCCAGAGAUGAUAUGCUCCCCAGUGCCCCUUUCUCCAGCCCAGAGCCUAAAACUGGAGAUUCCUUCAGGGCCCCAAGUUGCUCAGGUGGUCUCCAAUCUGCUUAGCCCUUACAGCCCCUCCAGCCUAUCCAGCCCCAGAGCCAUUCGGUCUUUGGAGGAUGGAAAAGAUACUGUAGGAUCAAUCUUACAGAGGAUCGCUUCUUUCUCCCGGAAUGUCUCCACUGACACUAUCCCAGCAGCUGUCCAAGCUGCUACAGUCCAAAGCAAUUGUGGGUCGUCAUUUGGAUGUCCUGCUGAGACCAGACCGACAUGGAAACAGGGGAGAAAGAAACAUGAAGAAACUGCUGGAGAGCUGGAGACAGACAAGCUCACUCAGAUGGAGGAGGAGAAGGAGAGAGGCAACAUGGGACAAGAGCAAGGAGAUGAGGGCAAGAACCAAGAACAACCUUCCAGCGGGAACUCCCAGAAUUUCAUGACAGAAAAAGAGGAGAACUGUGUGGGGGUUUGUACAAAGAUGGAGGAGAAGGGGAAGGAGAAGGGAAUGGAGGAAGGAGAGAUGCAGAAAGAGAUGGAGCUGGAGGCAGAGGUGAAGGUGGAGCUGCGCCAGUCUGUGCCAGGCCUGCAGAUGAGCUUCAUCCAGGGCACUGACCUGUUUGGCUACGUGGGCAUCGAGGCAGUACUGGACCAGAUGAGGAGCAAGACAAUGAAGGCCGGUUUCGAGUUCAACAUCAUGGUGGUUGGUCAGAGUGGUUUGGGGAAGUCCACGCUGGUCAACACUCUGUUUAAGUCUAAAGUCAGCCGGAAGUCCUGUACGCCAAACUACGAAGAGAAGAUCUCCAAAACAGUCAAACUGCAUACAGUCAGCCAUGUGAUUGAAGAGAAGGGGGUGAAGAUGAAGCUGACUGUGAUCGACACUCCAGGAUUUGGUGACCAGAUCAACAAUGAGAACUGCUGGGAGCCCAUACUGAAGUACGUCAACGAGCAGUAUGAGAAGUACCUGAGAGAAGAGCUGCAUGUCAACCGCAAGAGGAGAAUACCUGACAGCAGAGUCCACUGCUGCAUCUACUUCCUCCCUGCCACUGGCCACAGGUUACGCCCCAUUGAUGUUGAGUUCCUGAAGAGGUUGGGGAAGAUAGUGAGCAUCGUGCCCAUCAUCGCCAAAGCCGACACGCUCACCAUUGAGGAAAGACAGGAGUUCAAAGAGAGGAUAAGGCAAGACCUAGCAGCCAAUGGAAUUCAUGUUUACCCCCAAAAAGAGUAUGAUGAGGAUCCGGAGGAACGCAUUCUAAACGACAGGAUCAGGGAAAGCAUUCCCUUUGCUGUGGUAGGAACCGACAAGGAGCACCAGGUGAAUGGAAACAAGGUGCUGGGCCGUAAAACAAAGUGGGGAAUCAUUGAAGUUGAAAAUGUGGCGCACUGUGAGUUUGCCAACCUGAGAGAUCUACUCAUCAGGUCUCACCUUCAGGACCUGAAAGACGUGACACACAACAUCCACUACGAGACCUACCGCGUACGCCGGCUCAACGAGAGCAACAUGGACUUCAGUGAACUGGGCCUGUCCACCUGGCUGCUGGAGAACGGAACUGCCGACAAAUGGGAAUCAGAGAGCCACCUCUGAUCUCUCCAUCAGCCUCCUCCUCCUUCCUGCACCUGCCAGACGAACACCGACGUUCCUCGUCCAGUCAGAAUGAGAGAUGGGGGGGGUAUUUCACUCCCACCACACACACAUUUGAAAAUGAGAUGGAGAAUAAUUUUUUUUUUUAUUGUUUUUCCGUUUUUUUCAUUAUGGGACCAUCUAGUGGAUUGUUUUUAAAUGAAAAAUUCUAUUCUGGGUUUUUACAUUAAGACAUAAGAAAUGUAUCAAAUAUGGAUAUAUUUUUGACUGUGAGCUCAUAUAUAUUUUUUGGAAGGAUGGUGACAGUGUACAGGGCAGGCUAGCAGCAGGUAGCACAAUGUGGCACAAAGUCUCUCAAUGGUAUCUAAGCAUGUUGCUAUAUAAAUGCUACACAAAAAUGUGGACAGUCCAGACCUCACUGUAUCACCUAACAACAGUGUUAUAGAAGCAGAUCAUAUGUGGGAAAAGGCUGUCCGUAAACAUUUAGCAAUCAUUCUUGCUUAGGGUAAAUGUGUUUAGAUGUGAAUCUAAAGACAUUGCUUUGAAUUAAUUUAAGAACACAGAGCAACCAAAAUAGUCACAGCAUGUAAAUCAGGUAAAUUAACCCCUCUAACAAAAACUCUUGCUGCGCCAAGCUGCCCUGUUCAUUUUGACCAUAUCUGUUUUUAACAGUACUGUUGUCAGGUCAGACAACACGUUAUGGAGAGGUGGACGAUGUGUAGGUUUGGUUGCUUUAUAAAAAGAUGGCUGCCUUUUAUACUUCUGAGCUGAGCUAUAACUGACUGUAGGGAAUAUAAACUAAAUGAUUAGACUGUAGGAUUCUGGAGGACAUGCUGUAUUGUAUCCUUCGUUUACCCCUCCAGGUGUCCACAUUUGCCUGCCCUUUUCCUUCACAUUUCCAUGUCCAGAUUCCAUGUAUAAAAUUGAAGAUGCUGUUUAUGUCCACAUUUAAGUGCCAAAACUACAGAAAAAUGCUUUAUUUGUUCAUUCUCUGACACUUUUAAAGAGUAACUACACCCAAACAGUUGACACACAUAGAACAACCCUAGUCAUUAUGUCAACAGUUGAGCACAUAAUGGACUAGUGAACUAGUAAAAAAUCUUGCUCAGUAUUCCACCAGUGGAUAAAAUGAGCAGAAACGUAGACUCACUCCGUGGAUUGCUGAAGGUGUGGACACCGACUUUGCAAGAUCUUUUUCAAAUUUCAUCAGCCAAAUCAGGUUCUAAAUAGGUUAGUUGAUGAUGAUGUGAUUUGUGGUGUUUUCCAUUUAUUAUUUUUCAGUUUUAGUGACUUUUAUUAUUCUUUUAUCCAGCUCUGCAGCCCCUUGAACAGGCAUCUGACUUCCCCAGAUGCGACCUCUCUUUCUCUUUUUUGCGUUCAUUGCUCAUUUAAAACAAAGGGACAGCAUAAAAACGGCGUAGUUAAAGCUGCAGUAGAUAACUUUUAUAAAAAUAACUUUUUGUCAUAUUUGCUGAAGCUUUGACUAUUACCUGGCAGUAGUACAGCAUAGAGACAGAUAAUCUGUGAAAAAAUCUGGUUCCUCUGGCUCCUCCUAGUGCUCAUAAUGGCAUUUACAAGAAUCCACUGGGCCUGAAUGAAAACAACCAAUCAGAGCCAAGAAAGAUAGGUCUCAUUCCCCGGGGCGUCAAAUACAGACACAUUGGGACCCUAGGAAUGUGACUCAACAAUCAACUAUAUUCAAGCCUCCAACCCAAAGCGUCUUUCUAUUCUUCUCUGAUUGGUUGUUUUCGUUCAGGCCAUACCAUUAGGAGCACUAGGAGGAGGCAGAGGAACCUGAUUUUUUCACAGAUUAUAUGUCAUGUGUACUACCGUCAGGAUAUAGUAAAAGUUUCAGCAAAAAUUACAACAAAGUAGUUUUAUAAAAGUUACCUACUGCAGCUUAAAGUGGUUCAUAGGUUCACGUCUGUUGCAUCUCUAAACAGGCCAGGCGUGGUAAGUUGUGACCACACCCAACUGUGAAUGUAGCAGUGCACUGUGAAGUGCUGUAAUGUGCAUGGUGCGCCUGGGUGUAGUUGUCUACACGACUCUCAAUGGGUCGUAAAUGGCUGGUUUAGUGUGGAGGAAAAAGCCCAGAUGGAUAAAAGAUAUAUUUUCAGAUUCAUCAACAUUAGUGUAAGCAUGGCCUGUUACAUUUUUAGUGUCACUAGUUGUGUGUUGCUAUUGGUGUUGGAACUAGCUAGCUCCACCCUACCUUUUGUAACAACGUUAUUAAUAUAGAAAUGGCUUGUGGAGCAACAAUGGUGCAUUAUUGACACAAUAAUUAGACUUUUUUUUUUUACAUAGCAGGAAAAGUAACCAUGGCGACCUGUUCAAGAGUCCCAGUGAGCCACGACAGUGUGACGUGAGCCAGGUUGCACCCUGAAACUGAAGGAGCUAAAUGGAAUUCAGCCAUCAUUCAUGUGAUUAUCUACACCUGUACUUUUUCCUACUGUGUCACGUAAAAUUUUCGUCAGCAAAAAUGCAACUAGUAUGUCAAGAUUACCACUGUACAGUUUGAACUUUACAUGAUGGCUUGUGAAAAUUAUUGUUAUGGUUAAGAUGGCAAAGCCUGCUCAGCUGUCUUUCAGUAGAUAAAUGAAGAUUUAAAUAUAUUUUUAGAGAACCUAGAGAACCUUUCUGUUACCUAAAGCUGCAGUAGAUAACUUUUAUAAAAUAUAAAAUAUAUUAAAAAAAUAUAUAAAAGACUGUAGAACAUGAGAGAGAUAAUCUGAUGAUCUGUCUCAUGAACUACUGUCUGGAUAAAGUGAAAUUUUCAGCAAAUACGACAAAGUUGUUUUAUAAAAAUUACCUACUGCAGCUUUGACUCAACAUAUUUCAGAGUGAUGCUCUAUAUAAAUAUGCAUGAGCAGUGUUUAAGAAUAGUACUCGGGAAAUGGCAACACUCAAGCAUGAUCAGGCUCAGCAUUGGUCUCACCUUUUUACGUUGCUUAAUUUUUUUCUUCAUAACUCAACUCAAAGCUCAACUACCUGGUAUCGAAAAUGUCACUUUCCCUCUGAAAGCCACCUGUCGUCACUAGUGACACCAAACCCUUUGCAGUUGCAUUCCACUUUGAUCAAAUACAGCAUGUCAGAUAUUCAGUGUUACUGUCCUCUUAACUUCCUGACCCUAUGUGUUAACCUCCCACCCAUGUGUCUUAUACUCAGCGUACUAACAGUUUGAUUAUUGUCUUUGUUUUUUUAUAGUAUAAAUGAUACACAUGUUAACACUGUCGAUUUACAAUUAAAUACUUGUCACCUUGUCA
This is a messenger RNA of Dicentrarchus labrax (European seabass), 6349 nucleotides long. Its product is annotated as neuronal-specific septin-3. The transcript is spliced from 11 exons. NCBI's taxonomy places the organism in Eukaryota, Metazoa, Chordata, Actinopteri, Moronidae. Gene Ontology annotation, biological process: cytoskeleton-dependent cytokinesis. The record is from RefSeq and is a predicted model, not a curated record. Gene Ontology annotation, cellular component: septin complex; cell division site; septin ring. Gene Ontology annotation, molecular function: GTPase activity; GTP binding; molecular adaptor activity. Bases 210 to 3089 code for a protein of 959 amino acids.